Molecule: messenger RNA, 1975 nt
Organism: Pocillopora verrucosa
Lineage: Eukaryota; Metazoa; Cnidaria; Anthozoa; Scleractinia; Pocilloporidae
Source: RefSeq, a predicted model, not a curated record
AUGGAGAAAGAGAGGCAUCGUCGGAAAGUUUCAACAGGCCAAAUAGGGUUAAAAAGAACUACUGCCGCAGUGUUAACUACUUUAAAAUGUGAACCAAGGCCGAAUGAUUUUCUGUCCGUUGACCAUUUUAGCGCUCAGGAUAAUGGUGUUAUCGGAAAGAAUAUUAACGAGCACAAAGCUAGAGACAGAUCGAAAGUGGACCAUAAAGAAGAUGUAGUCGCUAACAGUUCUGAAGAUUUAAAAGAUGGGACAGUCGCCAAAAGAUCGAUCCAAGCACGGUCUUUACCACGAACCCUCUUCGUCAAAAGAUCAGAUCAGAGUCCCUGCUAUGAUAUUGGAGUGAGCGUCACAAGGCAUCGUUUGCCUCAGGAAAUCAACACAACAAAGCAGAGCCAAUUUAUAAACAAUUCAGCAUCGAUCUCUGGAAGGCGAAUGUCCUCUCCAGGAAUAAUUAUAGGCAGCUCUGCCAAUGAACAAAUAUCUGGUUCAAAAAGAAUUGUGACAGCACUCGAACGACAAACAAAACAAGUUAUCACGCAAACGAAAUACCCCUCGGAAACCGGAAAAGAAUCAAGCGAUUCAUUGCCGAAAAUUACCAAAUCCCUCGAAACUUUGACGACGGAAGAUCACAUGAAGAGAAGCAGAUCUUUAGACGAGGGAAGGAAGAUUGUAAUAAAGACCAGCAAAUGGUCUCCACAAAGUGUAAGCUCUGACAAGUCCACGGAUCGUACUCAAGGGCUUCUUGAAGCUAAGAUUAUUCCGGAAAGACGAGCGACCACACCGAAAACACCGACCUUGGAAAGGGGCGAUGAUGAUCGGUACGAAAUGGAAAAUUAUGAUAAGAUCGUUCAGCCCACUCGAUUUGAAAACAAGGAAACCAAGACAACUUUUCCAGCCCCAAUAGAUCUGGUCGGUGAUUAUUCAUCGUGGAAAGCUAAAGAAGACAGGGAGAGCAAGGGAGGAAGUGAAAGUGUUGAUCUUGUUAAAUCUCAGAUUGGCUUGGUGGAGAAGCCCAACGACGUCGCUUGCGAGGGAAAGAAACGGCAUUCUCAGGGGCGCUCGCCGCGGCGUAAAAUAACAUUUAACAGUAAGGUGAAAGUCGACCACAGACCUAGGAGUAGGAUUCCUCCUCAGAAACACGACUCAACCGCUGUUGACGCACUGUUUACGGUUUCAAACCCUGAGGACGAGUUAAUCGACCUUAAAGUCAAAGCCUUUUUACGGAAACACCAGCCAAAGGCCAGUCAUGGAUCUUUGAAAGUUAAAGCCUCAAAGCACAAGAGACCUCUCCAUCCAGCGAAUAAAUUACGAGAAAGAAGAAGCUAUGAAAGAAUUGUUGUUAACACGGAUACGUGUCCAAGUUCAAACAUAGUGACUCAGGACAGAUCGUGGUAUUAUCAAGACCGAACAGGCAAGUGUCGGUAUCUGAGAGUCCCUGAGUCACCAGUACCACCUGUAGAAUGGGUGUUCAAACGAACCCCGUCUCCAUAAGAUAGCCCACAAUGCCGACAGAACUUUAAUAUACGAAAUUUAUAGGGGUUUCUGAUACAGGUCCCGACGGUAAUGGUAACCAAAGCCUAGCUCCCAAAAUGAAAAAGGGUCGAUGCGAUCUUUAAGUUUCAACCCAGUAACAGGGCUGGACGUAAGUGUUUGUGUGUGAAAAGUUCCAGUCUGUAUAUCGAGAUCUCUGUAACCGGCAAAGUCCGUUUCUCAUUUCACAAUGAACACAUCUCAAGAUUGAGGGGGAAGUUGGGAUGAAUUCUGCUACAGAAAAUAGAAAGUAGCGUUGCAUCUUUCGAACGGUUAUCGCGAUAUAGGUGUGUUUCAUUUUUGUUUUUAGAGUUAUUGAUAAACGGCUUCCAACACAAGUCAUAAUAUUACAAUAACGUUUCUUCUCAAGUUACAUAAGUUAUUUAACCUUUGUACGAAAUCAAUUAGCCGGCGAUUGUUUACAACUGUGAUAGCAAAAAAAAAA